AAGUCGUAUCUACGGAAUGUUUGGCUGACGGACUGGUCCUUGUGUAUUAACGUGUCCCCCUGUGCUACUUCAUGGAUUCCUGCAGAAAUGGACGAUGACACACCAGAGGAGGUCUUUGCGGAUCUAAAGACGAGGAGCUUGGGAGCAUGGGGUGUAGCUCAGAUAGCUGCUGGCACUGGGCUCGCUGUCUACACUGUGUGGGUGGGGAUCCUCCAACCAGGCUUCCGAAAAGUCCCCUUGAGGUUACAGGUCCCAUACAUCCCUGCCAGUAAAGCUCAAGUACAAAAUGUGAUGACACUGCUGAAAGGUCGAAAGGGACAACUUGCAGAUUUGGGCUCUGGCGAUGGCCGCAUUGUCUUGAAGGCCUGUGAGCAGGGUUUCACACCAGCUGUUGGUUAUGAGCUUAACCCUUGGCUUGUUCGCCUCGCUCGCUUUCAUGCGUGGAGAGCUGGCCACCAUGAAAAAGUUUCUUACUGACGGGAAGAUCUUUGGAAGGUUGACUUGUCACAGUGCAGGAAUGUCACAGUGUUCUUGGCCCCAAGUGUUCUUUCAUUGCUGCAGGAUAAGUUGCUGGCUGAGCUUCCAGAUGAUGCCUUAGUCGUUGCUGGUCGUUUCCCCUUCCCUGAUUGGACACCAAACAGGAUAGAGGGACAUGGCGUGGACAGAGCCUGGGCGUACAGCAUGCAGACACUCAGAGGAGGCUCACAGAACAAUGAGAAGCUCACAGUCACGGAUAGAGACAAUGGAUUAACCAAGGAGGAAGGAUCUACUUAAAGCUGCUUGAAUGAUAACCCAGUUUUUAUUACUGUAUCUUAUUUAUUUCACUAUUUUAUAUAAAGAAAACUCAUAAGAAGCUCUCAUCAUUGGAGCAUUUACCUCAUAAUGUCUAUCUAAACAGUUUUAUUUAUCUACAGCUGGAUGUUUGCCAAAUACUUUCACUGUUACAGUAGUCAAAAAAUCGUCAAUUUUAAAAGUCUGGCUUCUUCAUGGACAAAUUUUUAGAUGUAUAGGCAAAACAAGCUUUGCACCAUUGCUGAACCAGAAUCUCCCAUGUGAAGGUUUCCAUUUACAUUGAAGCAAUGCUGCACCUUUAUCACUAGAAUGGUGAAGUUUUUAGGGGAUCGUCAGAAUUGUUGCGAGUAUUAAAAGUUUUACCAUCAGCAGUGUUUUUACGUUUUCCCAGUGUGACCUCGCUUUAUGUACUAAUUAUUAUUCUUAUCAUUGCUUUGUCUUCCCUAAACAUGCCAACAUACUGUAUGGUUAGAUUGCUUUAGAGCAAAUUUAAGAAGAAACCUACAUUUUAAAAGCUUAUGGAUCAUUGCCAAAGGUUUUUAAAUGUAUUUGUUUUCAGUAAGCAAAUGUUUUCUUCCAAAUGUAACAAACAGAUUGUAACACGUUUAAACUUCGCAUAGUCCAUAUUGUAUAAAGAAUAAUACAAUGACAACCUAAUCUCUGUGUGUUGUGGUGUUUUUGGUAGUACAUUUGUUUUGUUGUUGUGUUGACUAUUAAAGUAAGGUCUUUAAUCUAUG
Molecule: messenger RNA, 1529 nt
Organism: Cheilinus undulatus (humphead wrasse)
Lineage: Eukaryota; Metazoa; Chordata; Actinopteri; Labriformes; Labridae
Gene: antkmt
Product: adenine nucleotide translocase lysine methyltransferase
Exons: 6
Biological process (GO): peptidyl-lysine trimethylation; regulation of mitochondrial ATP synthesis coupled proton transport; positive regulation of proton-transporting ATP synthase activity, rotational mechanism
Cellular component (GO): mitochondrion
Molecular function (GO): protein-lysine N-methyltransferase activity
Source: RefSeq, a predicted model, not a curated record